AUUCACUUCACCAGUUCAGUUCCAAUCGUGACCACUGCAUCACCUUUGCAAUGCCGCUCCGUUAUCAGGUACUAAUUUGUCUUGCGGUAGUCGGUCUAGCUUGUGUGACCUCUGCUGCCAAUGGAGAUGAUGCUGAUGCUGCACUGGAUCCAAUCGAAACGCAUCCCAACAUCCAGCUGAUCAACCAGGAAAAUUGUGGUAAAAAUGACUACAUGUUUGGAUAUGCCGAGGACAGGAAACCCAUCAUUAUGCAAUAUCCGUGGAUGGUUCAGCUGCGGCAUCCGUUCCAAAAUCCCGAAUACGUACCGUGCAAUGGACUGCUGAUCAACAAGAACUACGUGCUGACGACAAACUGCGUUGAUUGGGACGACGAUGUUUCCGUAACGCUCGGAGACUACCGAACCGACCUGACCCGGGACUGUGAACCGCGUGACCAGGAGCCGCACUUCUGUCUCAACCCCGCUCAAAUCAUCCCCGUAUCGGAACACACCAAAAACGACCAACUAGUGCUCGCAAGGUUGUCCGUGCCGGCGUACAUCGGUCGCCGAAACCACAUCGAGGCGGCGUGUCUUCCGACGAGUCCGGAACAGCGCGAUCGCAUCUACCCCAGCUACAUCCUGACCGGUUGGAAGGAGUCCGGCAAAGAUGCCAAGUUUCUGCAGCGAGCGAUGCUCGAUUUGAUUCCCCGGCAGGAGUGUCAGGAAGAAAUGACCCAAUAUCCGUACGGCGAUGUGGAGGAGAAGAACGUGACGGAAGCGAUCGUGUGUGUGCGGAACGUGGCGGAUCCGAGCCGAAGUCCGCGAUGCAACGACUAUCAACCGGGGACGGUGGUGCAGGCGGUUGAGAAGACAAGCAAUCGGUACAUUGCGCACGGGAUUCAGACGGGGAUUUCGUACUGUAGUAAGCCGGAGAGGUUCGUCAGGAUUGCGCACUAUAUGCAGUGGAUUUUGGACACUAUCAAGCCAUGAUGUUGAAUUCAACAGCAUUUCGUGAAAUAUUAAAUAUUUUUUUCGUAUGAAUAAAUUAAA
Molecule: messenger RNA, 1028 nt
Organism: Culex quinquefasciatus (southern house mosquito)
Lineage: Eukaryota; Metazoa; Arthropoda; Insecta; Diptera; Culicidae
Product: chymotrypsin-like elastase family member 2A
Exons: 2
Coding region: 51-968 (305 amino acids)
Biological process (GO): proteolysis
Molecular function (GO): serine-type endopeptidase activity
Source: RefSeq, a predicted model, not a curated record